Leptopilina boulardi is the source of this 3779-nucleotide messenger RNA. It is a transcript of the gene cwo, whose product is annotated as transcription factor cwo-like. Gene Ontology annotation, biological process: anterior/posterior pattern specification; regulation of neurogenesis; regulation of circadian rhythm. The record is from RefSeq and is a predicted model, not a curated record. Gene Ontology annotation, cellular component: nucleus. Gene Ontology annotation, molecular function: RNA polymerase II cis-regulatory region sequence-specific DNA binding; protein dimerization activity; DNA-binding transcription factor activity, RNA polymerase II-specific. The transcript is spliced from 5 exons. NCBI's taxonomy places the organism in Eukaryota, Metazoa, Arthropoda, Insecta, Hymenoptera, Figitidae. Bases 403 to 1569 code for a protein of 388 amino acids.
GCCGGCCUUCCUUCCUCCUCGACCUCUCUUCGAUGUGCCAGUGAGUUGGUGGCGGCGAACCUAACCUAAAGUAUAUUCAAUCGAGCGAAGAAGCAGAUUCAAACAUUAUUAUUAUAAUCUGCGCGACGUUUUUUUUUUUUUUUUCCCCUCUACGUUAUAUACGCUUUUUUUCACAAUACAGUGAAUAAUUUUAAUUUUUUUGCAACUCUGUGAUUAUAUUUGCAAAAAAAAAAAAUUUCCCUACACGUGUAUAUCUUCACUGAUCUUCAUUUUCUUCAAGGAAUUUUUAGUGAUAGUUUUUAUUUUAAAUUCAAAGUGAAAAAUUCAGUUGAGAGUGAUUAUUAACGAGUGUUGGAGAUAUUAUUAUUAUUAUUUUUUUUUUUAAUUAUUCUAUGCGUCAAAAUGAUGGACACUCAGAACUAUUGGGAGGAUAAUUCAGCUCAUUCCAUGCAAGUCAAGUAUGAAAGUUUGGAUAAUAGAUCAUGCAAGGACGACAUCUAUAGAAUGGGAAUCGGUGCAGGAUAUUGUGAAGGAAAUUUAAAUUUUGCAACCGCUUCAGAGGAUGAUGAAAUUUAUACAAAAAAAAAAGUUUCAAGACAAGAUCCAAUGUCUCAUAGGAUAAUAGAAAAGAGAAGAAGAGAUCGUAUGAAUAAUUGUUUGGCUGAUCUCAGCAGACUAAUACCAGCUGAAUACUUGAAAAAAGGCAGAGGAAGAGUGGAAAAAACGGAAAUUAUUGAGAUGGCGAUACGUCACAUGAAACAUCUUCAAGAUAUUCGACAAGACACUAAACAUUCGAGUGGAAAUUCAGUGCAUACACAUCCUGAGGAUAGUGUUGAUAGUGUACCUAAUUCACCAACAACAUCAACAGCAGCCGAACAUUAUAGGCUUGGCUUUCAGGAAUGUUUAAGUGAAACCAUGCACUUUCUUGUUGAGGUCGAGGGUUUUUUUGCGAGAGAUUCUCUAUGUGUACAAUUAAUUGGUCAUUUACAGCAACAUUGUGAAAAAAUUCUCGCCACCAGUGAUAGACUUGGUUUUCCACAUCCAGAUUUACCAUCGUCAAAUGAAUCAACAAAUGAAAAUUUCAUUCAUUCAACAAUACCAACGGUGUGUCUUCAAAAUAAUCAAUCAUCCGAUCAUUGUUCAAGUUCAGGAGUGAGUUCAUUGAGUGAUACUGAACGUUCAAGACCUAUUGUACAACCGCCACCAUCAUCAACAACAACAACAGAUGAUAGUGAUCACAGUAAUCAUAGUUCAUCGCACAGUACACCAUUGGCAAUAAGGCCACCAAAUUAUAAAUUUAAAAGUUCAAUUAAACAGAGAUUUUCAGCUGAAAGAAUAAAAUUAAGUCCACCACCUGUUUUAGAUAAACCACAUGGUGUACCAAUAUUUGCAUUACAUGAUGGUGGUGCAUUUUAUAUUCCAUUAACAGUAGAAUCAUCAAUGUUAAGGCCACAUCUUACAUUUUUUCCUGACACUGGUCCAGAUACGGUACUUCAUCCCGUUACAAUUUCAGUGAAUUUUAAUCAUUCAACACCACCUGCAUGGUCUCAUCACAGUCCAACACAUUAAAAAAAAAAAAAAAAAAAAAAAAAAAGAAUCCACUUUGUGUUCUUUAAUUUUUGAAAAAAAUUUAUUCUUAAUCUUCCAUUUUUGCUGCCAUUUUUGUUUUUAUGUCGAAUUUUACUAAAUGAAAAUAAUACAACGGUCUCUUUAUUAUUUUACUAACACAGAAAAUUAAAAAGGGCAUUAAAAUAAGCUGCAACGUUUAUUAUUUUAAUCCAAUUUUGCUUAUUUUAAUACCCAAAACCCAGAUAGCACGGAAACUUGCAGCAAGCUCGCGGCAAGCUUGUCUGAGCUAGCGAAAUGUCCCACCCAGAGCAAACUUGCCGUGAAAGCUUGCUGUAAGCUUUCUAGGAAAGGUUGCUGCAAUCUUGCCAUGAAAGAUUGCUGCAUGCAUCAUAAGAAUGAUUGCGGCAAGUUUGCCGUGAAAGAUUGCUGUAAGCUUGCUACGUAAGGUUGCAGGAGAAUUUCAACAAGCUUCUGGAAAGGUUGCUGCAAGGUCUCCUUAAAUUUGUUUCGAAAAUUUUGUCGUUAAGUUCCCAAAUGAAAAUAAGCAGGACAUAAUUAAUAAUAAUAAACGUUACAAGGAUUUUCAAAUUUAGAAAACAAAUAAAUUUUUUUUAAAUUUAAAAUUUAUUUUUUAAAAAUUGCAGCAAGCUUUCAGCAACCUUUCCAGAAGAUUGUUGAAAUUCUCCUGCAAUCUUACGUAGCAAGCUUACAGCAAUCUUUCACGGCAAAAUUGCCGCAAUCAUUCUUAGAAUGCUUGCAGCAAUCUUGUAACAAUCUUUCAUGGCAAGAUUGCAGCAACCUUUCCUGGAAAGCUUACAGCAAGUUUUCACGGCAAGCUUGCCCUGGGUGGGACAUUUCGCUAGCUCAGACAAGCUUGCCGCAAGCUUGCUGCAAGUUUCCGUGCUAUCUGGGAAUGGAUUAAAAUAAGCAAAAUUGGAUUAAAAUAAUAAUCGUUGCAGCUUAUUUUAAUGCCUUUUAAUUUUCUUUGAAGUUAUAAUUUUUUAGAAAAAUAUUUUUAAAAAAAUUUUCUUUUAUUAUGACCCAUGACUUUGAUUUUUCUGAUAAAUUAUAGCCCUAGUUAAAAAAAAUUGAAGAGAACAAUGUUUUUUUUAGACUUUUCGUUUUUUUUUUUUUUUUUUUUUUUUAAGAUUUUAGAAAAUUUCCAAUACAGAUUCUCGAAAAGAAAUAUCAAAAUGUGAUAAUAUUAUUAUCUGAUAAUUUUUAAUUUAGGUUUUCUCUCUUUAUUCUUUUUUUUUUAUCCAAUGUGUUUUAUUUAUUUUUAAAAGAAAUAAUUUUAUUUAUUUAACCUAUAGUAAUAUUCAUUUUUUUUUAAAGCACAAAUAAAAAAAUCUGAAAUUUUGUAAAUAAAAUAAUGAACCUCUGAAAAAUAAUUCCAUGGUUUUUUUUUUUAAGGAUAUGUCAGAAAUAUUUUUGAACAAUUAUGAGGCUGUGUGUUGCUUUAGCAUUUAUGAAUUUGACACAAAAUAAAGAGGUUUAGCUUAAAAAGAAAAUUUCUUUUUUUUAUUGUCAAAUCUAAUUAAUGUUUCGAAUAAAUUCGAUAUAGUAUUAUGAAAAUUCGAUUGGCAUCAUUGUAUAGAUAAUUGAAAUUUUUUUUUUAAAAAGUCCUGUAUGUGGUGAUUACUUACAAAUUGUACGAUUAUUAUUAUUUUUUUUUGUCAAUCAGUAUUAAUUUAACAUUGUUCGGAUUUUAAUUCCUUUUUUUAAAAUGUAAAAAAAAUAAUUUCUGCACAAAUACUACUAGAAAGAUUUUGCAAAAUCAAAAAAAUUUCUAUUAUUAAAAAAUUAAUUAUUAUUAAUAGAAAUUAAAAAUUAUAAAAUAAUUUUCUUUUUGGUAAAAAGUGUUUAUAAUUUUUGCAAAAUUUUGAAAGUUGUAUAUUGGUAACUCUAUUUGCGGUGUGAACGAAAUAAAUUAAGAUAUGUUUAAGAAUUAUGAAUUCCAAUAAUGUGAUGAUUGCGCCAUAUCAGAAAAUGAAAAGUGACCUAUUAAUCCAUUUCAGACUGCAAAAUAGAUUUGUGUCAGACAUUUUUCAUCCUAUUGAUAUUUUCCUAACAAAAAAAAAAAAAAAGGAAUUCUAACAAAUUCUUAUAAAAUCAUUACAUUAAAAAAACAUUUUUUGUACAUAUAACAUUAAUUGUAAAAUUUACCAAGAAUUCAUUUUGAGAAUAAAUUAUAUAUAUAUUUAUCAUAA